Molecule: messenger RNA, 4334 nt
Organism: Pocillopora damicornis (cauliflower coral)
Lineage: Eukaryota; Metazoa; Cnidaria; Anthozoa; Scleractinia; Pocilloporidae
Product: pecanex-like protein 4
Cellular component (GO): membrane
Source: RefSeq, a predicted model, not a curated record
UUUCGUCAUGAAAUGAUUUAAUGCACGGAAAUCCUUUACGUUGUGGUUUUCUAUCUUGGAUCGAAUCCGAUGCGAAAACACAAAGGCGCCAUCAACAAGGUUUACUUCCCCAUUUCUUCAGGGAGUUUCAUGUAACAUCGAAGAUUUCAUAGCCCAAAGACAGUAAUGACAGAUCUUGAAUGCACCGGAGAAUCUACUAAAAUCUUAGCUUACAAGUGUUUAACAUUUGGAAUGCUACAAGACAAACUGACUGAGAUCCUUAUGUGAUAAAUACUGGAUAAGGACACGCUUUGUUAUUGAUCAAACGUCUUCGGUCAAUGCGGUAACAUUUCGUACGACUAUUGAAUGUGAUGGGCUCUAUGGAAGGUGCUGGGGCGCCUUUGCUGAACGACUACAAACUUGAAUUCUUCUGGAAGCGUUUCCCGCAAACGCUGCUCGGUGGAUUGAAGCUAAAACUCGGAUACGAUGCACCAUUCUACGUUUACUUGAAUCAAGUAUUGGUGUUCUUGGUACCUUUCAUUUUUGGAGGGAUUUUUACACUUCUUGCUGAGUUCGAAAUCAUAACUGAUGUGUACAUGAAUGCUUAUAUUUAUGGAGGCCUUGUGGUCGUAUUUGUAAUAAGUACACAGCUUUUCAGCUGGUUAAUGCGUCGAAAUGCGACGAGUCUCGCUAAAUUUCAAAAGAACCUCUUGUCUCAAGACGACGAGAUUGACUUCGUUUCAUGUUGCGGUGUCGAAACGGUGGAGUUUACUUUUCCCGCAAAGAGAUUUGUUGUAAACAUGAUUGCCCAUGCGGUGAUAUCUGGGGUCGUAUGUAGUUUAAUGUUUUUGUAUCUUUUACCGGCGAACCUGGCUGGGUUGUUUUCAAACACGUGUGCUACAGUGGUUCUUUACACUCUUGGAUGGUUAACCGUGUGUAUUUCUCAGUUCUCUUUGAGUUCUUCAUGCCCGCCCGAGUUGGCUAUUUUUAGAGCUCUGGACACAUUGGAAAUCGCUCCACUGAUGAGACCAUUUUAUGUGGUGAUAUUUGGAAUCAUUGGAGUUUUGGCAAGACAUUACUCCGAGUUAGUGGCAACAGACAAGGUACUACAUAUCUUGUUUCCUUUUCUGCCCUUGCUAUGGAUUCUGGGUAUCUUGCCUCCUCUGGAUGCACUGUUUCCAUGGUUGGCAGAGCAGGCACUGGUGCUUGUUCUUGGUGGCUCCCCAUUAGCAACUGAUUUGAGAUUACUGGUGAUGUUUAUCAUCUCAAGUCUUGUGGUUGUCAUGGCAACUUUUAUUUCAAAUUCUACUGCCAUUCUUAUCGUGUCAGCUUGUUUUGGCUUCAUCCUCAGUAUGGACAUCUUUGGCCUUGUUCUUCAAGCAUGGGUCAAAAUAAAUCAAGGAAAAACCUUGAAGCCAAUAGUGGCAGAAUGGAAAAUGAGAGAAGUAUUGAUUUUUGUAGUAAUGUUAGCAAUAACAGGGGCUUUGGCAGCAGUUUCCAGCCAUUUCUCAUCAGAUGCAAGCCUGAAGAUAUUUGAUGCCUUUGGUGUUUUGUUCAUGGUGCUCUUGGUUCUUGUUAAAGUUCUGGGAGAUAUACAAUCUGUGAGCAUUUUUUUUGGUUUGCUCAGAAAUCCAUUUUAUCCAGCAAGUAUUGAGUCAUCUAGAGAGUUUAAGAAAAGAAAAAAGAUUCUGAAAUACAUUGGUCUUCUUCGCCAAGCACUGCUUUGCUAUGUUGUACCUUUGCUUCAAGUUGCCUUUCUCAGCUUGUUCCUUGCUCCAGAGAGGGCAACUGUUUCAAACUUUGCUGCGGCCAUUGGAACUGUCAGGGCUCUUCGACAGGUCUGGCAAAACACGUUUAAUUCUCUGCUGGAAAUAUCCGUCGUUUAUCUGACUGCGACGGCUCUGGGGUCAGAUGUGGCUACCUGGUGGGGUACUGCAGGUCUUGGACUACAGCUGAUGCUGGUGGGAGCCUGCAGGGACAGACUACAGCAGCUACUAAAUAAGAUAUCCUACAUGCUGACCCUCACUGUCACAGCGUGGACACUUCCCAAACAGCACCACAAGGCAACAGUACCUAUCCUUCUUGCACUCGUCAUAUUACUGCCUGUGGUAAUAGCUGUACUGGGGGCUGCAACAAUUUUAGCCACUCCAUUGCUACCACUCUUCUGUCUUCCUGUAUUCUUGGUGGGCUUUCCGCGGCCAUUGCGGUCCUGGCCCAAGACUGCCAGCACGGCUGCAGCAACCUGCCCUGACUCCGUGUUUUACAAACAACUGACACCUCAGGUAGUGUCAACUCUUGGUGUUACCAUGGCUAUGGGCACUCUGGGUAAUCCAUCACCAGGGGACCAUUACUUGGUGCGUUUUCAGGACCGUUUGAUUUGGGUCCACGUGCUUGAGUGUGGUUACAAAUUUUGCACUACGGUAUUGAAAGGCCUUGAGCUGCAGGAGACCUCGUGCCACACUGUGGAAGCCACGCGUGUAGAUGACGUGUUUCAGGAUAUUUUUGUGCAUGAGGGAAAAUGGCCACUGGUUUCAUUGAACCAACACGUAGCAAACGUUCUUUGCCCGUGUGACACAUUGAUCCUCAAUACUUACUCAGACGCGAAGAAUGUACUGACUGGUGUAAUUGAUCAGCCAGAAAAUUUACGGAGGAAUUCAGAAAAUUUCUUGAAGACUCUUGUCUGGGUUUUGGUGAAUUAUUGUAAAGAUCGAAAGUUUGAAAUCCCGGAACAAACCUCACAUCAAGUAUUCAUUGACAUUGCAAAGCAAGAGGUCAUGAUGUCAGUAGAGGUUUUACCUGCUCCAAAACCCAAGGAAGCUUUACUAGUCAGACAAACAAGUCAGGAUGAUUUGGACAUUCCAAACGUUUUCAUGAGUUCAACAGAUUAUCAAGAACCAACAACGAGAGUUACAUCACCCAAGAGACGACGAAGCAGCUCUUUGCCCAGUCUUAGCGAUAGUGUAUGGUCUCAGGAAAGCUUGAAACUGGAUGAAAGUCAGACGAGCGAUAAAAAACGCAAGCAGUCAGGGAGCGUUGGUGGUCUUCACGUCAAAGACGAAGGGAUUGAUGAUCUCGACGAAUCUUUCAAUCUAGGUGGUUUUCCAGCACUGGAUAUUGGACAGGCAAGCGCAUCGAAAAAUAAAGGCUCAAGCGAAAAGCUCCUUAAAAAAGAGGAUCCAGUUUUUAGUGAUUUCAAUUAUGACGUUCUUAGCUAUGGAGCUACCAAGAGGGAUGCUAAAGCAGGCGCAAGCGAUUAUAUGAAGCCAGUUACUUUUACAUCAGAGCAUGCCCAUAGACUUGAUUUGCCACAUCAUUGGAAGUUUUCCAUCCCAGUAGACAAACAUAAUUUAGACUCUUUAUCAGAAAAAUUUCCCGAUUUCUGGUUCAGACACGUUGUGAAGGGUUUAAACUUUGGAAACAACAGCAAGGGCAUUGCAGAAAGUAUCCUUGGCGAUUCAACUCUGAUAAGCUUAUACCGUCAGUUGACAUGCGCGUGUUACGCUAUGGUGGAGGUACUUGGAUUCCCAGGAUCGUCUGCUGUAGCUGCUGGACCUGGUCACGUGCACAAAGUGUACGCUGGCGACGUGCCUUGGUCAAUACAUGUUGAUUGGCUGGAAAAAGAGACGGAGCUUAAAUCGCUGAUCUUGAAGGCGUACAGAUAUGCUUUCAAGUUAACUUACGACGAAGCUGUUCUUGGAGAAGUGACAAGUGAAGAUGAACUUGUGGAAUACAUGACAGAGUAUGAUAGGGACUGGUACCUAGGCAGUGAGAUAGGCCACGAGUGGCAGUUGUCUAUCAUGGAUGAAAAGCCGUUCCUGUUCUCGCUGGGUCGAGACAAAAGCAAGGGCACAUACACUAGCCGUGUUCUCACCAAGCAAGAGAUAAUGGCCCCAGUCGGGCGCCUUAAUGGAGAAUGCGUGCGAGGCCAGUGGGCCUCGCUAGCUUUAGAACUACUGUACUUCACCAACGAUGACGAGGAGCGGUACAGCAUCCAGGCUCAUCCCACACUCCUCAGGAAUCUGACCAUCCAAGCUGCGGACCCACCUCUGGGGUAUCCAGUGUAUUCUUCGGGUGCUGUGUCAGUACCAAUUGCGGUAGCCCCUUUAUAAAGGCCUUUUAGUAACAACGUUUGAUCAUGUGCGCCGUUCGUUAUGCAUUUGUGAAAUAUACGCAGUAUUAUGUGUGAGCAUUUUAAUGGUAGUUAGAUUGGUGUAAUCGCAAAACUGAUUAACUUUCGAAAAUCUGGCGAACGUUCUCCGAAUAGAUUUCGCGGAAAACUUGAAAACGGAAAUAUUAAACAAAACAACCAAUUUGUGAAAGUAAAUUUUCCUAUUUGAGAGAGGGAAGGAAUUGGG